Branchiostoma floridae (Florida lancelet) is the source of this 3713-nucleotide messenger RNA. RefSeq lists its product as uncharacterized. Bases 60 to 3656 code for a protein of 1198 amino acids. The record is from RefSeq and is a predicted model, not a curated record. The transcript is spliced from 8 exons. Lineage: Eukaryota; Metazoa; Chordata; Leptocardii; Amphioxiformes; Branchiostomatidae.
ACCUUCAAGUGGUUAAACCAGACGAUUUAUACUCCCCGGGGAGCGAAGGCAGCGGAGGUAUGCCGACUGAAAAAGUUGGUCCGUCUUCCCCUGGGACAGAGAUGAGUGUCACCAGCCACCCUGGGAAUGAGAAUGGUCAUGUGACCACCAUGAAUGGUGAACAUGGCGGUAGACUGAUGGUGAACAGUCACAUGUUGUUCCCGCGCCCGUACAGCCCCGGAAGGGGAGCGAAGAAAAAGAACGGCUUGCCGUACACGGAAGUCUCUCUAGGCCAGACUGAAAACGGACCCGAACUGCUGUGGAAGAGAAGAGAAGACGUAGAGCCUUUAGACAAGGAAACGGGCAAGAAAGGGACGGAAAGCGAAUUCUACAAGAAGUUGCAUCCAGAAGCAAGACAGUUUCUUGCUCAGAACGGGAUCGAUAUGUCUUGGGAAGACAACAUCCACCAAAAGGAAAAGGACGGAAGGAAAGAGAAGAAAAGGGAUGAUCCCAGACUUCCGAUGACGAACGGGCUGUCAGAGUUAGAAAAUGGUUCUGUUGUGAAAAGGCCGUCAGCGACUAAACUGAGCAAUAAUACUUGGACAAAGAGAGACUGUCAAAAGAGGGACACAGAGGAAAAAUGUGCAAUGGUAGAAAACAGUGAACAAUCAUCACACAAACCACAAUCACUUCUCCACAGUUCUCCAGCUUUUGUUAAAAACAGAACAUCUGACCCUAGUAGGGGUAGGUCGCCAUUUCCCAGCAUGCUUAGCAAAGCAGAGCAUGAUGGGACAUCUCCCAGCCUGCCUUGCAAAGACUUGACAGUUGAGAAUGGAACGGGCGGCGGCUACAGGCCCGUUCUCGUUAGCAACCUAGUUAGACGAUUCCAAGAAAUGGAGAAGAACGAAAAGAAGACAAACGAGGGUAAGCAAGCGUCUUCCCAGAAUUCCUGCAGAUUCGGUAACUCUGACGUCGACGGUCGCAGGUCAGUUGAAGACGGAGUAAGAAGUCCGUUCAAGCCAAGAACUGAAGACAAUCUGAGUUUAAAAACCCUAGUUGAAGACGACUUUGGAUCUUUGAGUUGCGAAGCAGAAGGGGCAAGUGCCUCCAGCUGUGCCAGAAGUCCCAAGCAUUCCCCUCCAGUAAGGGAUACGCCUAGCAACCACACUGGCCAAUCAGAAUCCAGCAAUGGCAUUCUGGGAGAUUGUCUGAUCAACCAAUCACUAGUUGGCAUGGAAGAGAGGGAUGGUAGUGCUUUGAUGCUCCAUAGAAACGGAUCCCCCAUACAGAAAUAUCACAGAGAACCUAACUGGAAAAACUACGCCCCCGAAGGCUAUGUAAAUAAAGCCACCAAGUCGUCCCGCAGUGAUUUUGUAGUCGAUGGAAGUGAAAAUUGUCAGAAUCAUUGCGUACUGAAUAACGAAAACGCUGAGAGAGGUUCCAAGCCAGAGCCUGUCGCUUUUCAUCAAAAUAGAGUUCCGAAACCGAACUAUGUGAAUAGACAAGAAUUGUACAUAGACGAAGAAUCUCUCCAAUGUAGUACGGAAGGAUUCGCAAAAACGCAAACCAAGACCAUAAACGCUAACUUCUCUGGCUUGCAAGGGCCGAAACCGUUCAAGACUCCAGUGCCAAAGCCAUAUGCGGGUCCGCCUCUACAACUCAACAACUUGUCAACAAGUAACGGUACCGGCGCGACGGGAACUCAGGACAAGAGCCAAUACAACGUCACCGAGAGCGAAACCGUGCCAAAAUCCUCCCUGGUUGCUUUAGACCAGGUCUCGAACUCUUCCAAACCAUUCAUAAAAGUUAGAAACGAAACUAGCUCUCCGCAAAUUGGUAGUAGAAAAGACCAAGAGCUAGCUUUUAUACAUAACGAGUUGUGUAUACACGAAGGUACGGCGUCAUUGAACAGUUCGACUAGCGAUCUCGAACUACGAACCUUCCAAGAACGGUUAAAGCUAGACCUACCCGAUAUAACCACAAUCAAGACCGAUUCAGGUUCAAGCUCGGAUAGCUCACCCGAAGAGAGCACCAAACCGUUAUCGAUGGGGAGCUUGUUUGCUCCCGCGUCCGAUCUAACGCAGUCCGACGCUAGCGAAGACGUGACCCCCACGAACGCGACGGCGCGUAGAGUCGGCGAGAGUGGGUUCGUGAGAAGUAAUUCCUUCACGGUGUUGGAAGAUGAUCACGAGAAGGAGCGGUCUUCGCCAGAGUUGGACAAGUGUUCGGAGCUGGAGGGAGAGUUCAUGUUGGACAUGGGGAAGGACCAUAGGGGCAAGGAACCCAGUUCCCCUCCAGCCAGAGAAGGCCUGUCCAAGUCCCAGGAGUCUCUCCUGUCUGGAGAGUCGCUAGACCUGAGUCUGUUUGAGAAGAGAGAGGGACAGGCUGACCUCACACUGAGCACAUUGCUGAUGGAUUCGGAUGAUGAUGAUGGACCUCUGGAUAAGGAGCCUAUCAACUUUGUGGAGAGGUGGAAGCAGAGGAGCAACAACUCCACCCCUGUCAGACUGCCUGACUGGAGCCCCAGCAAAACUAAGGAGGAGCUCUCACGCAAGGUAAACAAGCCUUCGACUGCACUCCGGUUAGACCUGGAUAGAACCAGUCACCAAGGCUUAUCUGAGAACUGGCUCCUGGGCAUGCCCACAACCAACUCUACCUCCACACAGAAUUCCGCGUUUCCCAACAAAAAUUCCGGUUUCCAUGCCAACUCCGGAAAGCUGGCCAAUGGCUCGCCUCUGCAGAGACGUAGGUGGAUGGACGGGUUUGACGACACGAAAGGUCAGAGGUCGAGGGUAGCGCCGCGGUCGUCGCAGACGUGGGAGCGAGGCUGUACGGCGAGGCCGUCGGAACGGUCGAGAGACAUGUGGGCGGGGUUCUCGGAUGGGGAGAUCGCGGAGUUAGAAGAGAAAGACGGUCACGUGAGGUACAGACCUAUCUUCAAAGAAGGAGAGAAGUUUCCAGGUUUCGCAGAUGAGGAACCUGCGGAAGUGGUACAGAGGAAAGGCCUGUACGAUUCCGCGUACGGAACAAAUGGGAUGGACGGGCGGGAGUCUUCGGGCGAGGGCAUCUCCAGCCUGAUUGGGAAGGACGAGGUGUCGGAACCAGAGUCGCUCAGCGCUAAGGAGAGAGCAAAUCUUUUGGACUCUCUGAUUGGCAGCGAUGACUCGUCAACGGACUCUGAUGAUGAAAGAGAUCACCACUUGUUUACUAAGCUGCGUCUGGCAAGAAGAAGUGUAAAGCGGAACCAGGUGAUUCGCGACUCCCAGGCGGGGUACGUGUCGAUUGUGGAGUUCCGUGCCAGGAACAUGUUCGCCAGGUUCGGGGAGCCGGAGAAGGAGGCCGUCGCGUGUUUCGACUUCCUGGAGGAGCUGUCAAUCAGCAGUGUGGACAGGGAGGAAAAGGAUGAAGACACACGACAGCACACCCCUCUCCAAAGUGACCAAGACAACAGCAACGUCCCCAACAAGGCCGACUCUCCCAAAACCAGCAAGGAUGAUCACAACAACAAAAUCAGCGGGAGAAACCAUUCCCACCCCGAGGAGGGGGAGGUAGGGGUCGACGGAGGGGCGGAGCGACCGGGCAGUUCGCCCGCUAGUUCGACAGAGUGCCUUUCCUUUAGUGACUCUCUGUACGACAGCUUUUCGUCUAAUCCGAGCUUAUCUUCCAACGAUACGUAGGAACGACGAAAAAGGUUCGACAUCCAGAAAGUAAGAUACGUAAGCUAACAUAAAGCC